Mandrillus leucophaeus (drill) is the source of this 1794-nucleotide messenger RNA. It is a transcript of the gene MYADM, whose product is annotated as myeloid-associated differentiation marker. NCBI's taxonomy places the organism in Eukaryota, Metazoa, Chordata, Mammalia, Primates, Cercopithecidae. Gene Ontology annotation, biological process: negative regulation of heterotypic cell-cell adhesion. The record is from RefSeq and is a predicted model, not a curated record. Gene Ontology annotation, cellular component: cell-cell junction; plasma membrane. Bases 12 to 980 code for a protein of 322 amino acids. The transcript has a single exon.
UUCUUGCAGCCAUGCCAGUGACGGUAACCCGCACCACCAUCACGACCACCACGACGUCGUCCUCGGGCCUGGGGUCCCCCACGAUCGUGGGGUCCCCUCGGGCCCUGACACAGCCCCUGGGUCUCCUUCGCCUGCUGCAGCUGGUGUCUACCUGCGUGGCCUUCUCACUGGUGGCUAGCGUUAGCGCCUGGACGGGGUCCAUGGGCAACUGGUCUAUGUUCACCUGGUGCUUCUGCUUCUCCGUGACCCUGAUCAUCCUCAUCGUGGAGCUGUGCGGGCUCCAGGCCCGCUUCCCCCUGUCUUGGCGCAACUUCCCCAUCACCUUCGCCUGCUACGCAGCCCUCUUCUGCCUCUCUGCCUCCAUCAUCUACCCCACCACCUACGUCCAGUUCCUGUCCCACGGCCGUACCCGGGACCACGCCAUCGCCGCUACCUUCUUCUCCUGCAUCGCUUGUGUGGCUUAUGCCACCGAAGUGGCCUGGACCCGGGCCCGGCCCGGCGAGAUCACUGGCUACAUGGCCACCGUGCCCGGGCUGCUGAAGGUGCUGGAGACCUUCGUGGCCUGCAUCAUCUUCGCGUUCAUCAGUGACACCAACCUGUACCAGCACCAGCCAGCCCUGGAGUGGUGCGUGGCGGUGUACGCCAUCUGCUUCAUCCUAGCGGCCAUCGCCAUCCUGCUGAACCUGGGGGAGUGCACCAAUGUACUGCCCAUCCCCUUCCCCAGCUUCCUGUCGGGACUGGCCUUGCUGUCUGUCCUCCUCUAUGCCACUGCCCUUGUUCUCUGGCCCCUCUACCAGUUCGAUGAGAAGUAUGGCGGCCAGCCUCGGCGCUCAAGAGAUGUAAGCUGCAGCCGCAGCCAUGCCUACUAUGUGUGUGCCUGGGACCGCCGACUGGCUGUGGCCAUCUUGACAGCCAUCAACCUACUGGCGUAUGUGGCUGACCUGGUGCACUCUGCCCGCCUGGUUUUUGUUAAGGUCUAAGACUCUCCCAAGAGGCUCCCAUUCCCUCUCCAACCUCUUCGUUCUUCUUGCCCGAGUUUUCUUUAUGGAGUACUUCUUGCCUCUGCCUUUCCUAUGUUUUCCUCUUCCUGUCUCCCCUCCCACCUUUUUCUUUCCUUCCCAGUUCCUUGCACUCUAGUUCUUGGAUGCAUCUUCUUCCUUCCCUUUCCUCUUGCUGUUUCCUUCCUGUGGUGUUCUGUUGCCCACAUCCUGUUUUCACCCCUGAGCUGUUUCUCUUUUUCUUUUCUUUUUUUUAAGACGGAGUCUCACUCUGUGGCCCAGGCGGGAGUGCAGUGGUUGAAUCUUGGCUCAGUGCAACCCCCGCCUCCCGGGUUCAAGCAAUUCUCCUGCCUCAGCCUCCCAAGUAGCUGGGAGGACAGGUGUGAGCUGCCGCACCCAGCCUGUUUCUUUUUCCACUCUGUUUUUUUUUUUAAUCUCUUUUCUGGGUUUCCUGUUGGCUUUCUUAACUGCCUGUUUCCCAACCACCUUCUCCUAUGUCCUUGGGAGCCCUGAGACUUCUUUCUCUUCCUGCCUCCACCCACCUCCAAAGGUGCUGAGCUCACACAUCCACACCCCUUGCAGCCGUCCAUGCCACAGCUCCCCAAGGGGCCCCAUUGCCAAAGCAUGCCUGCCCGCCCUCGCUGUGCCUUAGUCAGUGUGUACGUGUGUGUGUGUGUGUGUGUGUGUUUGGGGGGUGAGGGGUGGGUAGCUGGUGAUUGGGUCCCCUUUCUCCCAGUGGAGGAAGAUGUGCAGUGGACUUCCCCUUUAAGUUAAAAAUAUAUAUACACAUAUAUAU